CGCGCAGCAUCACUUCUCCAGCACAAGCAGGGCCUCAUACACGUCUCCUGUAAAGCUUAUUCCUGCACUCUAGAACCAUGGCUGACACCGCAGCAACUACAACCCCUGCUGCAGCUAAGAAAACCUCCAAGAAAGUGGCGAAGAAAGCUGUUGCUCACCCUAAGUACUCUGCUAUGAUUGCUGCCGCCAUCGCCUCUCUGAAGGAGCGCAAUGGAUCUUCCCGCCAGGCUAUUUUAAAGUACAUUGUUGCCAACUACAAAAUCGAGGAGAAGGCUGUUGCUACCCAGUUGAAGCACGCCCUCAAGCGUGGAGUGUCAUCUGGCGCCCUCAAGCAAGUCAAAGGUGCUGGUGCCUCUGGCUCCUUCAGAAUCAAUAAGCCUGAGGACAGUGCCACUCCCAAGAAGCCCGCAGCUAAGAAAACUGUUGCCAAGAAGCCUGCACCCAAGAAGGCCACCACCCCUAAGAAGCCUGCAGCUAAGAAGGUCGCUAAGAAGUCCGCCGCUAAAGUCACCACACCAAAGAAGCCAGCAGCUAAGAAGGCCACUAAGAAGCCUACUCCAAAGAAGACAGCAAAGAAGCCCGUAGCAAAGAAGGUUGCUAAGAAGACUACGAAGAAGUAGUGUCCUAAAGUGUUCAGAUUUAAGGUCAUCUUAAGGUGAAUUUUAUCAUUAAUACUCCGUUGGAGUAAAUGUAUAGUAUAUCUAAGGUUAAAGUGACAUUUAAGUUUGUACCUGAAAAACCCUUGUUAAGGGUAGGAGAUCUCUUGUAUAUAAUUUUUCUUAUUAAAUGUUUUUUUGUAGCA
Molecule: messenger RNA, 802 nt
Organism: Cherax quadricarinatus
Lineage: Eukaryota; Metazoa; Arthropoda; Malacostraca; Decapoda; Parastacidae
Product: histone H1-delta
Biological process (GO): chromosome condensation; nucleosome assembly; negative regulation of DNA recombination
Cellular component (GO): nucleosome; nucleus
Molecular function (GO): double-stranded DNA binding; structural constituent of chromatin; nucleosomal DNA binding
Source: RefSeq, a predicted model, not a curated record